GUUGUAGUAUAAAAUAUGCGGCCCAUUACGUUUAAUUCGUCAGUCGAAGUUGUAAGAUCGAACGCAGCGUUUCAUUCCAACUUUAUCGUUAAAGUUGUUCACAUCUUCUUCAAUUUAACAUUCACCAUGAUAGCCUCUCCCUUCGUUUUGCCAGUGAUUGUCAUGUUGGUUUCGAUUGGAUCUAUCGAAGCUGUUCCAUCAACACGUCGGUCAAGCAUUGAGAACACUACGAGCGAAUCUCCACCCGAGAAGGUGUCCAACAUCAAAAGCCGGCAAUUCAACGUGAACGUGCCGACAGGAGCCACCGGUUUGAACGCUGGAAACUCGGCCAGCCUUCAACAAAGUCCACUUCAACAAUUAGCCCUUUUGCAGCAAGUGACCACUUCGAGCACCAACCCCAUGUCCAUAGCAUCGGAGCUGGAAGCUCAGAAACAGGAAGCCUUUCAGUUGCAAAAUCAAAAACAACAGCAAGGCCUAAUGGCUUCAGUGCAAAUUCAACAGGACCAAGUGGCAACAGCCCAGGCAGCCAUAACAAAUCAGAGUCAAAUGGUGAACGGUCAGUUUCAGCCUGGGGCCAACGUGCAAGCGGCGCUCAAUCCACAGUUGCAGCAACUUCAGCAGACAUUGGAGGCCCAGAAGCAACAGCUUCUGGUCCAGCAGCAAUUGCUCCAGCAGCAGGUGAAACCCGAAGCCCAACAAAUGAACAAACAACAAAUUUUGAUUGCCCAACUUUUGAACGAGCCUCCAGCGAAAAGGCCUCAACUGUUGGAGCAGAUUAAGCAGACCAUAACGAAACAAGAAGCCGCGAUGAUGGUCAAUCCAUUUGCUAAUCAGAUCGGACAGACGAGUUUGACACCCACUAGUUUUGCUCAAUCAAAUCUAUCGUUGCCAAGCAGAAGUCAACAAGAGAUGCAACGAUACCAGGCCUUGCUUCAACUCCUCAGCUUGGCCAGCCUGUCCUCAAAUAAUCCCAAUCGGCUGGGCCAUUACGCUGAGUCAAACAGACCGACCAUGCCAUCCAUUGGUUCUGGAGUUCCUUUUUCAUUUGGUAGCAACGCAAUCAAUGCUCAGCUGCUUCAACAGCAGCAAAUGCAGCAGCAAAUGCUUUUGAUUCAACGACAGCAACAAAUGAUGAUGUUCCAGCAGCAAAUGGCCAUGAUGAAUCCUUUUAUGUUUUAAAAUGUUUCGUUUUUUUUUUAAUGUUAUAUCUUCUUUAUUAUUUAUUCUCGCACCGUUUUUUUUUAUUUCGCUUAAAUUAAACAGCCUCACUUUGUUACGUUUGACGUGUCGAGACGUCCAUUAAAUUUUGUUGGCCCCCUCCACUCGUUAAAUGCCUCCCUGUUUCUGGCAAGGAAGGAAAUUGACAGAAUACAUUGCUUAGACUUUGUU
This is a messenger RNA of Daphnia carinata, 1389 nucleotides long. Its product is annotated as mediator of RNA polymerase II transcription subunit 15-like. Bases 16 to 1179 code for a protein of 387 amino acids. The transcript is spliced from 3 exons. Lineage: Eukaryota; Metazoa; Arthropoda; Branchiopoda; Diplostraca; Daphniidae. The record is from RefSeq and is a predicted model, not a curated record.